This is a messenger RNA of Tripterygium wilfordii, 2388 nucleotides long. RefSeq names its product F-box/kelch-repeat protein At5g42350-like. Gene Ontology annotation, cellular component: SCF ubiquitin ligase complex. The record is from RefSeq and is a predicted model, not a curated record. Gene Ontology annotation, molecular function: protein binding. The coding region runs from base 240 to 1976 and encodes 578 amino acids. The transcript has 2 exons. NCBI's taxonomy places the organism in Eukaryota, Viridiplantae, Streptophyta, Magnoliopsida, Celastrales, Celastraceae.
UAAUCAAUUAAUUAAUUGAAAAUUUUUUAAACUGAAAUAAUUAUGUAAAUAUAUUAAAUAAUUUAUCUUUACUCUCUCACUUCUCCCGAAGAUCUUAAUUUUUCAUCUUCUCGUUGUGCUUUCCUCUCAGAAUUCCAAAUUCGGAUGAAUGAUAGAAGGUGCUCUGAGCAAUAGAAAUCGAUGCAAGUCACAAGAUAGAAACGUGUUGUGGCUUUAAUGUGCGGACAACAGGAGGCACAAUGUUGUCUGAGAGAAUUUCAGGGGAAGAACCUCUUCAUCAGGAUUUUGAGGCUUUGAGUGUGUCAAAACGUCUGGUGAGGAGUGUCAGCCAGAAGUUGAGGAAGAAGACCCCUAGAGGUGAAGAGGAGGAAGACAAUGAUUUGAGGGGGGUUUCUUUCAAAUGUCUUACUAUGUAUAGUAGGGGUGGGGCCUGUAAAGUAGGUACUGACACAGGUGAGGAAUAUGGAAAUCCAAGUAGUAGAAGGAGGUCAAGUGCAAGUGAAGAAGGGAAGGGAUAUGAGGCUAUCUGUGGCACAGAGGAAACCGGAGUGGCUUGUUUCUCAUAUGCAAUGGAGUUCUGGAAAAGAAAUAACCGGAAAUAUCUUGAACUUGAAGAGUCUGUACGUAACAGCAGGAUGCACAUCUUUCUUCCAGAUGAUAUUCUUGAGAUGUGUUUGGUAAGGCUUCCGUUGACGAGUCUGAUGACCGCCCGCCUUGUUUGCAAGAAAUGGAGAUAUUUGACUACCACUUCUCGAUUUUUGCAAAUAAGACGUGAAGGUUCGUAUCGCAAUCCAUGGCUGUUCCUUUUUGGUACUGUGAAAAAUGGUUAUUGCUCUGGGGAGAUACAUGCAUUGGAUGUAUCUCAAGACCAGAGGCAUAAGAUUGAUGCUGAUAUUCUCAAGGGAAGGUUCAUGUUCUCUGUCACCAGUAUUCAGGAUGACAUUUAUAUUGUUGGAGGUUGCUCUAGCUUGACCAGCUUUGGGAGGCUGGAUAGGAGCACUUGCAAAACACAUAAAGGGGUGUUGGUUUUCAGCCCUUUAAAUAAAUCUUGGCGUAAAGUGGCAUCUAUGAAGUAUGCCAGAUCAAUGUCAAUUUUAGGAAUGUCUGAAGUCAGCUCAAAUUGCUCCGUUGUUCAAAGUCACCAAUAUCGACAAGAUAGGCGAUUUUACCGCUCACGAAUUGGCGGUGUGUCAGAUGUUUAUGAGGAUCCUCACCGGCUGUCACUUAGGCGUCAGUGCAGAAGUGUUUCUGAGGAUUAUGAAGCUUCAUUCUUAGCCUCCAGAAAGUCACACAAGUUUACAAGACAAAAACAUGAUCAGUCAAGCACAAAGGGUUGCAAGAAGUUUGUGUUGAUUGCUGUUGGGGGUCUUGGUUCCUGGGACGAGCCUCUGGAUUCUGCCGAAAUUUAUGAUUCCAUUUCAAAUAAAUGGACAGAAAUCCAGCGGUUGCCUAUAGAUUUUGGAAUUGUUUGUGCUGGGGUUAUUUGUAACGGGAUGUUUUAUGUCUAUUCAGAGACUGACAAGCUUAUGUCAUAUGACAUAGACAGGGGCUACUGGAUUGGAAUCCAGACUUCGCCAUUCCCUCCCCGCAUUCAUGAAUACUACCCUAAACUUGUAUCAUGUAAUGGUAGGCUGUUUAUGCUUUCUGUCUCCUGGUGUGAAGGUGAUGGUCAAAUAGGUCGGCGAAACAAGGCUGUUAGAAAAUUAUGGGAGUUAGAUCUCAUGUAUCUUACCUGGACCGAGGUAUCAGUGCAUCCCGAUGCCCCAAUGGACUGGAAUGCUGUAUUUGUUGCGGACAGAGAUAUGAUAUUUGGGGUUGAGAUUUUCAAAAUAUUCGGUCAGGUAUUGGACUUUCUGACCAUGUGUAAUGUGUCGGAUAUGGGGACAAAUUGGAGUCAUAUUUCGAGGAAUCAAAUGGCUCUUGAAUUGGAUGCUUCUUCCUGCAUGACAAAAUCAAUGGUUGUACUACAUCUGUGAAAGUCUUUGGCAGGCAGGCAGGCAGGCAACUCCAGUUUUUCUUCACAUCCAAUGUGUGGGGAGAGUUUUACAUUCAAUUCAUUGAAUAUAUAUUUGAUUCGUGCAAUUGGCCACUGCCUCUCCGUCUACAGGCUCUUACAGAGGUAUGGUAUGGUAUGGUAUGGCUUACUCAUGUAGUUUUCAAUGUAAUAUUCUUCACCGCUGCUGUUCGUAAAUUGACCCUGUAUUUCUCUCUAGUCCUAUAUAUUAUUGUUGCUAAUGAUUAUGUGGACGGACUUCUAUUGUGUUCAUCCAAUCUGAUGGCUUCGUCCUUUUAGAUUGAAUGGUUAUGUGUUUUGCUCACCACUUGUACAUGAUGAGUCUUGAAUGCUGAAUGUUGAUCUGGCAAUUCAUAUUCACCUUUUAUGCCAAA